CAUCAUUUCUUCGUAUAUUGAGAUGAUAUAUAUCAUGUAAAUAGAACAUUUUAGAUACAAAAAAUCGACGAAAGUUAUACGAUGUUGUAAAAGAAAAGGAUGAAAAAAAUCAACAGAUCAUAACUAAACAAUAUGUACGUAUUGCUGUUCUAUCUGAAACAAUAUCGAAAUUUCGCGAGAAAAUGGCAACUCAUAAAGCUAACGUUAACAAGCAGUUUAAAGAAAUUAUGGACGAACAAAAUUUUUUUUAUACUUCAUAUUGGAUUAUGAAAAAUCGCUUCAUUUCUGAACAGAAACAAGAUAGAGUUCAAUUAACUAUAACAGCAACUGAAUAUAAAUUGACAAAAAAUUACUUAGAACGACUUGUUAAGAAAACAGAAAAUUUACUAAGACUUCUUUUAAUUUGUAACAAAUAUGAAACUAUAAAUGAAAAUAUAUAUUCUUAUACUCAUUAUAAAGAAUUAAGUCCUAGAAAAAUAUUUAGUACGUUCGAGUUGAAAGGAAGUGCGGAGUACAAGUGGCCAUUGAAGAGCUAA
Molecule: messenger RNA, 536 nt
Organism: Vespula vulgaris
Lineage: Eukaryota; Metazoa; Arthropoda; Insecta; Hymenoptera; Vespidae
Exons: 3
Coding region: 183-536 (117 amino acids)
Source: RefSeq, a predicted model, not a curated record